Messenger RNA from Herpailurus yagouaroundi (jaguarundi), 1454 nucleotides. RefSeq names its product FXYD domain containing ion transport regulator 3 (gene FXYD3). Gene Ontology annotation, biological process: regulation of sodium ion transmembrane transporter activity. NCBI's taxonomy places the organism in Eukaryota, Metazoa, Chordata, Mammalia, Carnivora, Felidae. Gene Ontology annotation, cellular component: membrane. Gene Ontology annotation, molecular function: sodium channel regulator activity. The record is from RefSeq and is a predicted model, not a curated record.
CCGGGAACCGGGCCUCUUGCCACCUGGCUCCGACGUCCUGUUUCCCAAAACACCCCGAGGCCCUGAGAGUCCUGAGUGACGAGCAGCCUCCGCAGAGCCAGGCUGCUUUAAGUCCCGCUCCCCGCCGGGCUGACCCUACGCACCCAUUUCCAGCUUUCAGUUUCUCAGUUUCCCCAUCUGUAAGAUGGGGAUAACGGCAGGCAGCACCUCCCUCAUUUGGUCGCCAGGGAAAUUCGCUUCAAGCCCCAAGUUUGUGUCCAGCCAGCUGGACGCGGACAUGCGAGAGGUGACCCUAAGUCUGCUCAUCCUCCUGACAGGCCUGCCUGCCCUGGACGCCAACGACCCAGAAGAUAAAAACAGUCCUUUCUACUAUGACUGGCACAGACUCCGAAUCGGUGGACUCAUCUGUGCUGGGGUUCUGUGCACCAUCGGCAUCAUCGUCCUCAUGAGUGAGUGGGACGCUGGUGGCCGGGCUGGCAGGGCAGGGCUGUGGGCCCGGGUCCUCUCUCCCAACCAUCCCCUCUCCCCAACAGGUGGGAAAUGCAAGUGCAAGUUCAGCCAGAAGCCCAGUCACCAUCCAGGGGACUCCCCUCCUCUCAUCACUCCAGGCUCUGCCCAUCACUGUUGAGGAUGGAUCGACCAAAAGGACACGGACGUCCCUUCUCUUCCCCCAAGUCUUGGCUCUGCAUGGGGGCUUGGACUCCAGGAUGGAAGUCUCCCUCCUCUCCUCAGACCGCCUUGCCAGGGUCUCAUCUCACCUCUCACUGGGGGUGGGGGUGGGGUGUCUUUCUGUUCGAUUUUUAAUCUAAAAGUUGAUCGUGUCUCCUGCCCAAGCAGCCUCAAGACUCCCUACGUUGGGAUGGGCUUUCACUGGCAGCUGGCACAGAAGCUGGCCAUCAUCUCUCUAAGGCCUGAUGAAUGGCAUGAGGUCUGCCCUCUGCCUCCCAAGGCUGGGGGAGCCACGGGUGCAAUUUAAAAUUUUCUAGUAGCCAAGUGGUGGACACUCUGGGGAGUGAAAGGGCGCUCUAACCAGAUGGAAUGCUGGGACAUUGAGACCAUCCCAGGAAAACAAGGAUGUGGAUCUUCCUAUCACGAUAUGAGGAGUCACAUAGAGUAUGGUUAGAAUAGAAAGACCCCAUGCCCCCCCCCCCCACUCACCUCUGGGACCCCACUUGAUUAUAGAAAACUCUUCCUAGUACCCAACUGUCCCUGUGAGUUCUCUAAAUAAUUCCCCAUGAGACUAAUAAUAUAUAGUGGCCACAUGGCGUGAGAACCUCCGAGGAGCCUCAAACUCCCUUGAGACUCCCCAAUACCCAAAAAGAUCUCCAAAAUGUCCCCAAGGGCCACCCCAUAUAACGCCUAAAACCCUUCAAAACACCUAAAACUAUCUCCUACGAUGCCUUGAGACAUGACCCAAAGAAGAGAUCCACAAUAAACCAGCGAUUUGUCCCUUC